GCCAUUUCAUUUCUCGGUGGGGACAAGAUGGCGGCUACGGCGGCGGCGGCGGCAUCGGCCGGGCCCGCGGGCGGAAAGAGCGGCGGCUCCACCGGCUCAACCGGCAUCCUCAUCGGCGACAGGCUCUACUCCGCCGUCUUCCUCACCAUCGACAACUCGCUCAUCCCCGCGGACAAGCUGUCGCCCACGCCCGCCAUGCAGGACGGCCUAACGCUGGAGGCGGAGAGCGACCUCCGCAUCCUGGGCUGCGAGCUCAUCCAGGCGGCCGGCAUCUUGCUGCGGCUGCCGCAGGUGGCCAUGGCGACAGCACAGGUCCUAUUCCAGCGCUUCUUCUUCUCGAAGUCCUUUGUCAAACACAAUUUUGAGAUUGUCGCAAUGGCGUGUAUCAAUCUUGCAUCAAAAAUAGAAGAAGCACCUCGUCGCGUAAGAGAUGUGAUAAAUGUGUUCCACCAUUUGCGCCAGCUAAGAGGCAAAAGGAGUCCGACACCACUGAUACUUGAUCAAAACUACAUUAACACCAAAAACCAAGUGAUCAAGGCAGAAAGACGAAUCCUGAAAGAGUUGGGAUUUUGUGUUCAUGUGAAACAUCCGCACAAGAUUAUUUUUAUGUAUCUUCAAGUCCUUGACUGUGAACGAAAUCAAACUCUUGUUCAGACAGCUUGGAAUUACAUGAAUGAUAGUCUCCGCACAAGUGCAUUUGUCCGGUUUAAACCAGAGACUAUCGCCUGUGCUUGCAUCUACCUUGCAGCCAGAGCAUUGCAAAUUGUUUUGCCAAAUCACCCUCACUGGUUUGUGGUUUUCAGUGCAACUGAAGAGGAAAUCCAGGAUAUCUGCAUCACUACUUUAAAACUUUACACACGAAAGAAGCCAAACUACGAGCAUGUGGAAAAGGAGGUUGAAAAGAGGAAAGUUGCACUACAAGAAGCUAAGUUGAAAGCUAAAGGGUUAAACCCAGAUGGAACUCCGGCACUUUCCACACUGGGAGGCUUUUCCCCGGGAUCUAAACCAUGUUCACCCAGAGAAGUUAAAGCAGAAGACAAAACACCUGGAGUUCAGAAUCCUAAACCUAUCAAGAGGGAACUAGAAGAACGGCAAAUGAAUGCCAAUAAAAGUCCUUACAAUGGGUUGAGGAAAGAAAAUAAACCAAUUCGAAACAGUAGGAGCAUCAGUCGUUCAAGGUCUCGAACAAGAUCAAGAUCCCAUUCUCCCCGAAGGCAUUACACCAGGAGAAGCAGGUCUGGGACGUACAGUUCUCGAUCGAGGAGCCGGUCCCACAGUCGCAGUGCUUCUCCCCGGCGCCGGCACAAUCACACGUCGCCGCACGUCAAGCCAAAGCCUCCGCGGGAGGAGCCAAAGAUGGCCGUGCGGCACGGACACAAGAGGAAGAAAUCGAACAGUCGGUCCCGCAGCCGCAGUCAAUCCCAGGAGCGCUGCGACCCCGCCAAGAAGCGGCGGCACGACAAAGAGCAUCAACGGGAUCGGCACGAGCGCUCGCGGUCUUACGAUAGGAUCCACAAGGGCAAGCACCACGGCACCGGCCACUCGGCCCAUGGCAGGCACCGGCGGUAAAGUGGCACAGCUUGUGCCCGCAUGUAAUUACGUUAAAUGUGUAGUUUAUUAACUUGUAAAUGAUGCUUUUUAUAAGGAUUUGUUUCAAGGGUGUUUUUGCUUUGUGGCGGUCAUUAAUGGAAAAACAAAUGAGGGAGAAUUUGCACACUUUGAGAAAUAUAGAUAUACUUUAUUUGACAGUGUACAGGUAACCAUGGACUCUUGUGUAUGCUGAGUUUUUCUCUAUUCUACAGAAUUUGACGGGAGAUUGCUGUAGAAAUGUACCUUAUUUUUAUACAAUGAAAAUGGACACUGGUACAUUUACGUACAAGUUCAUUUGUUUAAAAACUGUGGUGAUUACUUUGUUGGACUUUUUUUUAGUCUGCAUGUGGUCAUUUUUACAGAAAUAAAAGCCAAAAAAAA
Molecule: messenger RNA, 1971 nt
Organism: Amblyraja radiata (thorny skate)
Lineage: Eukaryota; Metazoa; Chordata; Chondrichthyes; Rajiformes; Rajidae
Gene: ccnl1a
Product: cyclin L1a
Exons: 11
Coding region: 28-1569 (513 amino acids)
Biological process (GO): regulation of transcription by RNA polymerase II
Molecular function (GO): cyclin-dependent protein serine/threonine kinase regulator activity
Source: RefSeq, a predicted model, not a curated record